This is a messenger RNA of Bipolaris sorokiniana ND90Pr, 207 nucleotides long. RefSeq lists its product as uncharacterized. The annotation marks the transcript as partial. The transcript has a single exon. Lineage: Eukaryota; Fungi; Ascomycota; Dothideomycetes; Pleosporales; Pleosporaceae. The record is from RefSeq and is a predicted model, not a curated record.
UUCUUAACAAAUGCUAAUAAGGAGGCUAACGUUCGGCGAUUAACUAGGUCUCUUAUCUUAGGGAAGGCGAAGGUAAUAAGCUUUAAGGACCUUAAAGAGGCACGAGCUAAGCGUGCUAAGAAAGAGGAGAAAGCGUUAGUUACUAAGGUUCCUAAGAAAAGAGGACGUAAGUCUAAGACCUCUGCUAAAGUACUAGUAGAAGAGGUA